Leptosomus discolor (cuckoo roller) is the source of this 1458-nucleotide messenger RNA. The record is from RefSeq and is a predicted model, not a curated record. Lineage: Eukaryota; Metazoa; Chordata; Aves; Leptosomiformes; Leptosomidae.
AUGAGUAUCUGCAACAAACCUUCUAAUAAGACAGCUCCAGAGAAUUUGGGUGAAGCUGUUCCUGAGGUGCAGGUCCAACGCGCUCGAAGGAAUGGCUGGAGCUGGCCUCUGCACCUUUUCCAGAUUAUUGCCUGGUUGCUGUACCUCUUCUUUGCACUGGUUGGCUUUGGAAUCCUGGUUCCUCUCCUGCCCCCCCACUGGCUGCCGGCUGGCUAUAUCUGUCCAGGAGUGUGUUUUAUCUACCAUUUAGUUGUUCAUCUUACUGCAGUCUCCAUUGAUCCUGCGGAUGCAAAUGUGCGAGAAAAAAACUAUCUAGGGCCUCUGGCCACCUUCAAUCGUAAUCAACAUGCACAUGUCAUUGAAAACCAUCAUUGCCGUGUCUGUGAUGUAGAUGUGAGUGCUAAGUCAAAGCACUGUGGAACUUGCAACAAGUGUGUGUGUGGCUUUGAUCACCACUGCAAAUGGCUCAACAACUGUGUGGGAGAGAGAAAUUACUGGCUCUUUUUGAAUAGCGUGCUGUCUGCCUUUCUGGGCCUUGGGCUUCUGCUGCUCGUCGCUUGCUACAUCUUUGUGGAGUUCUUCAUUGACCCCAUGAUGCUUCGCUCCGACCAGCACUUUGAUGCUCUAAAGAACAACACGGAGCGCUGGUUUGUGUUUCUUCCUGCAGCUCCUGUUGAGACUGAGACAUCUGCCAUUUUGGUCAUGGCUGGGAUUUUUAUUCUUCUGAGCCUUAUGACCGUGAUCCUGCUAGGCCAUCUCUUGAUCUUUCACAUCUAUCUCAUGUGGAACAAAUUGACUACAUACGAGUACAUCCUGCAGCAGCGUCCCCAGCAAGAGGUGAAAGAGGUGGACAAGCAGCUGGAGUCUUGUCCAUCCCAAGUGAGACCUGGUCAGGAAGCAGACUUCUUUUCGGUUAACCCUGGAUAUGCAGAUCCUGGUAUUCAAGUAGAGGAGUUCUCAACAGUAACUUCAGAAAAAGGCUUUUCCAAGCUUUAUGUCCACAAUGAUGGAGCUGACCCCGAGCAGAGCUUUUCUCCUGACCUCCCAGCUCUUCACUUUGCCGUCCCUUCUCAGUGGCAGAAAAAAAGAAGAAAGACGCGUAAAGCUUCUUCCUCAGCAGCGGAGGGCAGAUCUAAAACACAUGCUAGACCUUGGCCCUCUUUCCCAGGUCCCCAGUCAGACAGUCCCAGAGGUGACAGGAAAAAGAAUCUGUAUUCCCGGCACAAGGUAAAAAUGAAAAGCUGCCAGCAAGAAAGAUGCAUGGAACGAGACCUGGAACUUUUUUCUAAGAGUCCUGCUGUGUUUGUAAGUAAGAGCAGUGGAGAACCUCAUGUCUCUCAGCCCCAGCCCAGUGAAACCACAUCAGAGCCACACCACAGAAAAUGCACCAGCAAGCAGCACGUGGGCAGACAUGAUCCACGCUUUAAGGACAUAAGGACAAACACCACAGCGGCCUAG